GCUGACUCUGGGCUCUUGGGGCUCGUUCAAUGGGCCAUCUGUACGCGACCACCGACGUGAACGGAGGAGAGACGCUGAUUGCCGUCCCGUUGGAGUCGUCCGUCUCCGUCAAGCCCGGCGAGAGCUGCCCCUUCCCCGACUUUGUGCCCAACGAUGUGUGGGUGGGCCUUCCCUGGUAUGCCCAGCUGGCGCUCAAGCUGCUGCACGAGCGCUCUCUGGGGCCCGCCUCGCGCUUCGCCGACUACCUGCCGGCGCUGCCCGCCUCCGCCGCUGCAGUGGACCUGCCCGCGACGUGGCCCACUCAGGCGGUACGGGCGCUGCAGUACCCCUACCUUGAGGAGCAGGUCCUGGAGGAGCAGCAGGAGUGGGGCCGCCUGGCCGCCACGCUGCGCCCGCACCUGGCCCGCCGCAGCCUGGGACCGGACGACUUGGCUUGGGCGCUAAGCUGCGUGCGCUCCCGCACCUUCGCCGGACCGCACUUCCCAACGCCGCCACCGCUCAAGCUGGCUGCCGGCGCGGCUGCCGCCGCCGCCGUGGCGGCGGCAGAAGCCGCACUCGGCCUGGGCGGCGGCGCGGCCGCGCUUGCGCCCGCAGCCCUGGUGGGGCUGGGACUGCCUGCGGCGUGGCAGGCGGCGGAGGCGAAGCAGGCGGCGUCGGGGGCCCCCGGGACAGUGCUGUACAGCGUGUGUCCCUUCAUCGACAUGUUCAACCAUGACAGCCGAGCGCAGAGCGAGUGCGUGUUUGCGCCGUGGAAGAACCAGUUCCGGAUCAUGGCGGGCGGCGCGGUGCGGCGCGGCGGGCAGCUGCUGAUCAGCUACGGCUCCCAGAGCAACGACGCGCUGCUGCAGCGGUACGGCUUCGUGCAGCUGGAGGGCAACCCGCACGACAGGUACGUGGUCCAGGACUUGGUUUCGGCGGUGGGGGCGCUGGCGGAGGCGGGCGGCGUGCCGGGAGUGCUGCCGGCGGCAUCACGUGAGGACGUGCGUGCGGCAGCACGCAGCAUCAGCGCGGCGCCAGGCUCGCUUGAACAGGUGCCGCUCACACAGGACGGCGUCAUCCCUACCGCGACCUCCCAGGCGCUCGCAUCCCUGCUUGCCGCACUGCGGGCUCGACUCCCGGACCAGCAACAGACCAGCCCGGCCGCGGCGUCGCCCAGCCGCCUGGUGGCUGCGGUGUGUGCGGCGCAGCUGCGGGCCGCGGCCACCAGCCUGCAGGAUGACGAGGCGGCGCUCGCCCAGCUGAGCGCCUGGGAAGCAUGGGAGGCGGGAGCGGAGGAGCGCGCGGCGCGAGCGGCAGCGCGUGCAGCCGCAGCGGAGGCAGCCGCGGCUGCGGCUGCGGCGGCUGCAGCGGAGGCGGCCGCGCUAGCGGCUGCGGGCAUCGGAGCCGCGGAGGCGGCGGCCGUUGCUGCUGCCGCAGCUGGGGUUGCCGCAAGCAGCGUUAGCAGCACCACGGAGUUGGCUGCGGGCUCGGCGCCUGGCGCGACGGGGUCGGCUGUGGACACAGCAGCCGGGCCGGAGCCCGAGGCGGAGCAGGAGGCGGAGCCGGUGUUGCCGCCUGCGGAACUGAGUCAGUUGGGGGGCGAGGCGGGUCGGCUGCGGGCGGUGCUGCAGUUCCGUGUGGCCAAGAAGCGGGUGCUGGCGGCGCUGAGCCGCUGAGGCAGGCCGAGGAGAGAGUGGGAGGUAGAAAGCGGGGGGAAAAUGCUGAGUGGUUGUCGUGUGACUCACAAGGUCAUGAGGCUGAGGAGUGAGGAGUGUGAGGAGUCUUGGCUGGCUGGCUGAACUCCUAUCUAGCCAGCUCAAGGGCUGCAUACGGGACACUCGACAACUACCGUAUGUCGUCGCGUGCUCUGUGUCGGAGCGCGUUUGUGCCUGCAUGCAAGGGAAGCGUGCUGCUGCUCGUGUUCAAGGACGGGGCUGCGAUGCUGGUUAGCUGAGCAGGGGCGCGUCCCUGAUGCUGCCCCCACCUGUAAUCCUGAAUACAAGUGAUCACGUAUGGAACGUGUGCAGGUUAGGACUGAUAGUGGCAUUGGGUUUAGGCGGACUGAAGCAGAGCUGGCGAGGUUGGCCGUGACGGUGUACGGCGUGUGACAUCGGGUCUGCGACUGGCGAUGUGGCUGUGUGCCCUCUCCAGGGCGCCUGAUGCUGCAUGCUGCCGCCUGCUGGCUGCUGCAACUUGGCCCUGUUGCCGCUGUCAGGGUCGUAACACUGCGCAGCUAUGCUUGCAUCUGACCGAGCGCAUGCAACCCGACCCCUUUACUUGAGACGGU
Molecule: messenger RNA, 2266 nt
Organism: Chlamydomonas reinhardtii
Lineage: Eukaryota; Viridiplantae; Chlorophyta; Chlorophyceae; Chlamydomonadales; Chlamydomonadaceae
Exons: 8
Coding region: 30-1655 (541 amino acids)
Biological process (GO): peptidyl-lysine monomethylation
Cellular component (GO): nucleus
Molecular function (GO): protein-lysine N-methyltransferase activity
Source: RefSeq, a predicted model, not a curated record